GUCCAUGAGUCGAGCGCUCGAAAUCGCACACACACGUUUUCGCUCGCUGGCAUCGGAGAUCGGACUCAUAGAGUUCUUGUAAUUCGAUCGGCAUGAUGAAGUCUUCGUGGGCCGAUCGAGUGGAGUUCGAGCAGGGUGAUCUCCCCGAGCCGAGUGAGAGAAUCGACGGAUCUCUGAAGAUCAUCACUGACUACAGAGAAAAGGAUGGCAAGAAAUUCAAGGUCAUCAGCACCUACAAGAUGGAGAAGAAGGAGGUUGCGAAAAGUGUCGCUCAUCGGAAAAGUCUCAAGAAGUUCGGAGACUCCAAAAAUGAUUCUGCCGGACCGAAUCCCGCGACGACUAUCGUAGCUGAAGAGAUUUUCAUGCAGUUCGUCUCGAUCAGGGGCGGAGUUGAAGAACAGCAGGAAACCGAGGAGGAUCUCCAGCUGCAAGCGAAAACUCAACUCAGCAAAGUCGUCGCUUGCCGUAUAUGCAAAGAGGAUCACUGGACGACACAUUGUCCGUACAAGAACCAAAUGCCGUCGAACACACCGUUGGACGAGUCGAGUCGAGCAGCUGCCGCGGCGGCAAACGCUGCAUCCAAAACUUCCGAUUCGAAGGUGGAGCGCUACGUCAGCCCGGGGCUGCGCGACGGUUUCGGCGGUCGGCGGGGCGAGAGCAUGCCUCUCACUCGGCAAAAUAGGGACGAAGCUACGGUGCGAGUCACGAAUCUUUCGGAAGAUGUCAAGGACAGCGAUCUCACCGAGCUCUUCAAGCCGUUCGGACGCAUCACUCGAAUUUUCCUCGCGAAAGACAAAAUCACAAAUGUGCCGAAAGGCUUCGCCUUCGUGUCGUACGAGCGUAUUAGUGAAGCCCAGAACGCGAUCAACCACGUUCACGGCUACGGUUAUGACAAUUUGAUUCUGUCGGUCGAAAUGGCGAACAAAUCCAAUAACUGAUGCAACGAUGUACUCUUCUAAUCGCAAUGAAAGAAAGAGCACCCACAACAA
This is a messenger RNA of Galendromus occidentalis (western predatory mite), 989 nucleotides long. It is a transcript of the gene eIF3g1, whose product is annotated as eukaryotic translation initiation factor 3 subunit g1. Gene Ontology annotation, cellular component: cytoplasm; eukaryotic translation initiation factor 3 complex. The coding region runs from base 93 to 938 and encodes 281 amino acids. The transcript is spliced from 3 exons. NCBI's taxonomy places the organism in Eukaryota, Metazoa, Arthropoda, Arachnida, Mesostigmata, Phytoseiidae. Gene Ontology annotation, molecular function: translation initiation factor activity; RNA binding. The record is from RefSeq and is a predicted model, not a curated record.